AUGUCUUCAGUGUUUCUGUUCAGAGUAAUUUCAAGUGAAAUUCUUUGCCACUUUUUGAUUACUUGGUGGCUUCGUUUGAGGUACAUAGAUUACAGGAAGCCAGUGUUAGAGGUACUAGAGGUGACCGUCAAUCGUGAAGAUGAAGUUGACCACGAUGAAUCAGAAACCGAGUUCAAACAAAUCAAUGGAAAAGUGACAGAAAAGUUGAAAACAGUUAAAGAGGAAUUGAGUUUGGAGAAGAUGAGAGAGCUGCAGAGAAUGAAACAAGUAAAUUUGGUCGAGCCACCACAUCCGUCGAAACUGCUGAUGCCGAUUGAACAGCCGGAUUCUGGCCGACCUGCAGCAGCUCUAUCUGAGCCAGAACCGCCAGACCCUAGUAUAUUUGUGAAAGAUCCGGCCACAAACCCACCAUCUCCAGAACCUCCGUACGCGGGCUCACGUAGUGUGAGCUGUCCACAGUCGCCAGCGGCUAUCCUCCUUUCGGCCGGGAACAAGUUCGUCUCAAUUGAGCCACUUUGUUUGUUGUGA
Messenger RNA from Vicia faba (fava bean), 528 nucleotides. Lineage: Eukaryota; Viridiplantae; Streptophyta; Magnoliopsida; Fabales; Fabaceae. The record is from the annotation of a GenBank genome assembly.